CAGAUCCUAUUUCAGUGAGAAAUUUGGUGGGUAACUUUUUGUUUUUGGUGUUUUUGGCUUUGAUGUUGCAGCUGGUGCUUGUGGAUAUGGUUCCAUGGCAGUUGGCUUAAGCGGUGGCUCUUCUCUUUACAAAGAUGGAGCUGGUUGCGGUGCCUGCUUUCAGGUAAGGUGCAAGAAUUCAACUUUAUGUAGCUGUAAAGGGACAAGGGUGACAUUAACUGAUAUCAAUCACACUAACGAAACAGAUUUUGUUCUUGGCAACAAAGCUUUCAUGGCCAUGGCUAACCAUGGCAUGGGGCAACACAUUUCGAAACUCGAGACGAUCGACGUAAAGAACAUGAUACCUUGUGGAUAUAGAAACCAGAACUUAGCUGUUAGAGUCGAAGAAUCGAGUGAAAAGCCGAAUUACUUGGCGAUUAAAUUGCUAUACCAGGGAGGCCAGACGAAGAUCGUAGCCAUCGAUGUAGCUCAGGUUAACCCGAACUCGAAAUAUUGUGGUGUGUUAUGUGUUUUUAAGCAAACUUGA
Molecule: messenger RNA, 526 nt
Organism: Hibiscus syriacus
Lineage: Eukaryota; Viridiplantae; Streptophyta; Magnoliopsida; Malvales; Malvaceae
Product: expansin-like A1
Exons: 3
Coding region: 95-526 (143 amino acids)
Cellular component (GO): plasmodesma; plant-type cell wall
Source: RefSeq, a predicted model, not a curated record